This is a messenger RNA of Suillus paluster, 814 nucleotides long. RefSeq lists its product as uncharacterized. The transcript has a single exon. Bases 154 to 651 code for a protein of 165 amino acids. Lineage: Eukaryota; Fungi; Basidiomycota; Agaricomycetes; Boletales; Suillaceae. The record is from RefSeq and is a predicted model, not a curated record.
AAGGUAGAUCUUAGGUGGCAAUCUGGUGGCAUUGCAGAUAUCAUCUAUUCGAAAGGGAAUUUCAGGUGGAUAGGUUCUUCACAUAAAAGCAAGAUAUCUUCCUACUGUCCCCUUCAGAUUUGUUUGAUCCCAUAUCACACCCUCACAAACACGAUGCAUUGCUCCUUUAUCCUCGCCGUUGUUGCUGCUUUGACAGUAUCAAUAUCUGCAGCAUCAAUACCCGCCAGUGACCCUAACAGUGAAGGAUGUCCUUUCUUUUGCAUCAAGAAUAGCAACUGCUAUGGCUGCCCUACCGACUUAUACGAUCGUAAAUGCGUGAGUAUGAGUAGUUUGCGUCCUGGAUUCAACCACAUGACUCACCGACGUGGCAGGUCGACUUUUUAUGCGACUAGUGGCAGUAAGUUGUGUUUCUGCUUUCACAUCGGUGCAGUGUGUAUGAUUGAUGGCACGACGCGUGCGCGUGAAGCCUCGAUCAGAUGCUCGACCAUUGGGGGUGGGACAAGGACUUUGGUGGCGGCGGAGGCGAAGUUUGUUGGGAUCAGGCAGUGGGAUGAUAUCUACUUUCUUUGGAGAGGUGACUGGAGGUUAAGAAGUCAGAGCUCUCGCAAGGUUGCAGAUCGUACAGAGCCCGUUCUUUAUGGUCUUGCUUAGCGAAAUGUAACUUUAUUUGGGAUGUUCACCUCUGGGAUCGCUCCAGCCUUGCCAUGGAGUGCUUUCAAGCGGCGUAUGACUGGCUCACCAACUAGUGAAAAUGACCAGUGUCCUGUCCUCCCGCAUCGACUUCCUUCGUAUCCCUAUUACAAGUUGCGAAAGU